Molecule: messenger RNA, 3233 nt
Organism: Candidula unifasciata
Lineage: Eukaryota; Metazoa; Mollusca; Gastropoda; Stylommatophora; Geomitridae
Source: the annotation of a GenBank genome assembly
AUGUUUUAGCAAACCCACUUGGAGAGUUGUCUUCCCGCCUAGCAGAAUAUCAUAAAGCUCUAUAUUUUGCUGAGGAGGAGUUGUCAGAAGACAGAAUGAAUAAAAUUCAGCGUCUGCAGAGAGGUCUGCAGACCAUUCAUGAGCUGCAGAAAAGAACUCAGGCUGGAUUUCCUGUGAGAGCUGAUGAAAUCCCACCACCAGUCACUAUUCCAGGUGAUGAUGAAUUUGACCUUGAUGCUGUCAGCACGCUGGAGUCAAGGCUGGCGCACUACAAUGCUUUGCUUCGGUUUGAAAGUCAAGGUCAGGGUGAGAGGAAGAGAAUACCAAAGAUACAAAGUGCUAUUCGGACUGUUGAGUUUUUACUGACAAGAGCUAAAGCCAGGAGACCAGUUUGGAAAAAAGACAUCCCGCCAGAGUUUGAGUACACUCUUUUGCAUGCAGCACAAUCAAAGGGCCAGCCGGUAAACAAAGCUAAAUUAACUCUUCAGCUGAGGUCAUUACAAAAAAGAGUUAACACCAUUAGCUUCAAAGAUGAACAGAGCAAGAAACAUCUGGACACACUGAAGCAUGUAGAUAGAGCAUUUUUUCUUAGUGGCAAUAACCCUGAAGAAACAAACCUAACAGAAAUUUCACUUGAUCUGUUCGCAGUUGCUGAAAAAACCAAAGAUUUGGACAGGCGAGAGGAAGACCUGAGCUUGAUUGAGACAAGAUUGACUGAGUAUAAAGCAGCAGUUUUGGCCAGUAAGCAAGAUGGGCAGGUCAAAGAUGCUAUUAAGCAUUUCAAAGUUCUCAAGGGCUUACAGGCACUCAAAGAAGCACUGGAGAGAGAAGAAACUGUGGAUAUGACACUUGUUCCCCCGCCUCCAAGGGAUUUUACACCAACAAGUGAAUCACUUCCAUCCUUGACAGACUUAAACCAAACCUUGGCUACAAAAGAUGUAUCCCAGAAUUCUUCUGGAGCCACAGCACACCUUUCACCAGUCUUCAUCAAACCAGCGGUAGAAACAGCCGAGGACAAACUGGCCAAGAAGCUGUUCUCAUAUUUAGAUAAAGGUGCAGACUCCAACUUGCCCAUGUCUAAACAGAUGCUGAACAUUAACAAUAUUAGUACUGCACCGGUACAGUACCUCCCAAAGGUUCAGAACACAAAUGCAAGGAACGAUGGUUUGGUGGCUUCAUCCAGCAGUAACGAAGCAAGCAUUGAUCAGAUGGUUUCAGUCGGUGAUACAGAUCGAAUGGAUUCAAUCAAUGAUACAAUGACAGGAAAUAAGCCAGAUGGUAUAGAGAAAGUAGAAGCUGAAAGGUCAUUAACGGGAUAUGAGGGAAGUUUCUAUUCAUUGGAUUCACAAGCAGUAGUGCAUGAUCAACAUGUUAUUUCACAAGUUGCAGAUGAACAUCAAGACCAAAGAAGCAAAGGAAAUGAACAAGAAGAAGAAAAUAAAAGCAAUCAAAGUAAUGAGGUGGUAGCUUCAGAAAGAGAUACUCCAAAUCCUCCUCUGCCUAAAUCUUCAGACAUUUAUUUGAGGAAAACUCUGGAUAGUGUUGGUUUUCUUUCUUGCCAAAAUGUGCCUGACCUUUCAACUUCAGUGAACACAGUAUUUGAGUCAAGUAACUCAAAAGUGAAUGAUCAUAUACAAUCAGAAUUAGGAACCGCAAAACAGAUAAGCUCUGAAGUAAACCUGGAAACUGUAGAACAGCAGGAUUCUGAAGCUAACUUACAUAUGAACAACAGAAGUCUAAAUGUGGAUGAGGGAACACAUGCUGAUUCAGCAUUUGGUUUCAAUCAUGUGGACUUACCAUCUCAUGAGUUCAGCUCUCUAAACCAGCCGCUUGAAGCUAGUGAACAAAAUACCAUUGCAGUCAAUGUCAGCUCACAGAACAGUAACACACAGAGUACCGAAUUUCCAGGAAAACAGUCAGACAUCUUUGAGUCUGCACAGGAUACAAGUAAUGAAAGGAAUAAUGAUGCAUCUUCACAUGGAACAUUACCUGAGCUCAAUUUUGACGUGGAUACUCAAAACAUGACCAUAGGUCACUCAGGUUAUUCAGACACAUCAAUGCCUGAAGUCCUGGCAUAUGUAUCCAGUGAUAAAGACUUGCAGCUGCCUUUGCAUUCUUUAUCUGGUGCUUUCAUUCCAGAUAUUGUUAGAUCAGACACUUCCUUGGCUGCAGAUGUUGAUACUUCCCAAAGUAAUAGCAAUAUUAGAAAUGUUGGCCAGCUUGUUGCCUCAGACGAAGAUGGUUUAGAAAUGGAUCAGGCAGCUAGCUUGACCACAGGUAGAAACGAUGUCCCAGAUGCAGAUGCAGCUGCAACUCAGGACAGAAAUGGAAAAUCAUCUCCUGAUACUCUGGAGUUUCUGGACCUGAUGGAUUCAAUGGCCAUGCCAACUGCUGCAGAACCUGUUUCAUUUCCGUAUUUCAGCUCUUCCGAUGUUGCAUUAUCAUUAAGUAGGCAGUCAGAGCCAGUUUUGUCAACCCAGAAGCCAGAUGUUUUAUUAAAGGAAAACCCUACCAGUACCGAAGUUGUAGCACACAAUACUGAAAAUGAUAAUAUGGAAUUUCAAGCUGUCAGAGAAAACGGCCAGUCCUCUCAGGCUGCAGUUGUGUCAUCCAGCAGUGGUCUCUAUGUUGACCAGGCUGACAACAUUGUUGUACUUGACAAAGAUAAGCUGAACAAGCCUUAUACAUCUAGCGUCAUCACAGAAUCUAACCACUUCUCUCAGAAUCAUCAGAAAAUAUCUUUCUCCUUGUCCAAUUCACGUGAAGAUACAGCAGUCUUUUUAAGUAAUAAUAAUACAACAUUAGAAUCAAGUUCUCAAAGCCAAACUCCCCACAAUGGCUUGAGUGAAAACCUUACUGCUACAACUUCUAAGAAUCAGCUUGGAAACAACUUCACAAGAGCUGUUGGCUCACAUUCACAUGUUGCCUUCACAUGCUUGGAAAACUUAAAAUAUGACUGCCUUCUCAGUUUGUCAAAAGAAAGCUUACUGGAGGAGAAGAAACUGAAAAUCAAGUUUGAACAGAUUAAAAAUAAACUUCGGAAUGGAGGAAAACGGACAUGGGAGGUUUACAAAGCCUGCGUUGAGAGGGAGCAUGCAUCACUCAUCCAGCAGAUUGAGGACCUUCGCCUGUUGCAGCAGUGGAGUGAUGUGCAACUGUUGUCGGAGAAGAAAAACAUUGCAGAAAGAGAGCUUGCGAUUCUGAAAAGUCGGGUACCAGAACUGAAGUACUAG